AUGGUAAAAGUAUUCAUUGACUGUUUCGAGAAAAUGAUUCUGAAGUCUGAGAAGCUCUUAAGAGAGAAAGAAGUUUCAAGCGGAGGAGAGGACACGAUUGAGUUGGAUCUUGAAGCAGAGUUCUCGAGUUUGGCUCUUGAUAUUAUAGGGUUUAGUGUGUUCAACUACAACUUUGGCUCUGUCACAAAAGAGUCCCAUGUAGUUAAGGAAACCGAUGUAGAGAAUCUCCAGCAGCAUGACUACUCUAAUCUCAAGGAUGCAAGUCUUAUACAAUUCUUGGUCGACAUGCGCGGUGUUGAUAUUGAUGACCGGCAGGCAAGAUUAUAUAACUUACUGCUAAUUGUUGGUCACGAGACAACAGCAGCUUCUCUGACUUUGAAUGUUUACCUUCUUGCACAAAAUCCUGAAAAAAAGUGGAAAGCUCAAGCGGAGGUUGAUAUUGUGUUUGGUGAAGGUGCACAUACUAAUGAAUCGCUGAAAAAGCUAGAGUACGUUACCUUAUAA
Messenger RNA from Eruca vesicaria subsp. sativa (arugula), 504 nucleotides. The record is from the annotation of a GenBank genome assembly. NCBI's taxonomy places the organism in Eukaryota, Viridiplantae, Streptophyta, Magnoliopsida, Brassicales, Brassicaceae.